AUGGAGCGGCCUGAAGAAGUGCGGAAAGUCUUGAACUCUGUCCAGGAGCGUGUUAUUGGGUUUGUUGAGCAGGCAGACCGCGCGUUACAGGUACCAGGACAGAAAAAUGGUGAUGAUUCUCAGCCAAAGAUUCUCGACUUUAAGUCCCCAGAAGAGCUUAAGGCGGUAUUCGGUGAAGGUUUAACAAGUUCGGGGCAAGGGCAUGAUGGACUUGUUCGAAUUGUAGAUGACCUUCUAAAGUACUCCGUCAAUACCUGGCAACAAGGAUUUCUGGACAAGCUUUAUUCAUCACCAAACGCUCCUGGCUUGGCCGCAGAGUUGCUCCUUGGGACAUUGAAUGCCAACGUGCACGUCUAUCAGUCGGCCCCAGCAUUGACAGUGAUCGAAAAAUUGACCACACGGCGAUUUGCUGAGCUUUUUGGCCUUACCGGACUAAACGCUGGUGGAAUCGCUGUUCAGGGAGGCUCUGCAUCCAACACUACGGCCAUUGUUGUGGCAAGGAAUACUUUAUUCCCUGAUACCAAGAAGAACGGAACAGGCGAUCAUCGAUUUGUUUUAUUUACGAGUGCUCAUGGACACUAUAGCAUUGAGAAAGCGGCGCAAAUGAUCGGACUAGGGAGUAACGCGGUUCACAGUGUACCUGUUGAUCGUGAAGGACGAAUGAUUCCACAGAAGCUUGAUGAGGAGAUCCAGAAGGCAAAGGACGCCGGUAAAACCCCACUCUUCGUCAAUGCCACUGCCGGGACCACAGUUUUAGGGACUUUCGACCCUUUUACGGAAAUUGCUGAGAUUUGCCGCAAACAUAAACUCUGGUUUCACAUUGAUGGAGCUUGGGGUGGUGCUUUUAUCUUUUCUAACCGCCAGAAACAUAAGCUUGAAGGCUCACAUAUGGCCGACAGUAUUGCCAUAAAUCCUCACAAAAUGCUCGGGGUGCCAUUGACUUGCUCCUUCCUCCUGGGUGCUGAUAUGACUCAGUUCCACGGAUCAAACACACUUCCCGCUGGAUACCUAUUUCAUAAUGACGUGUCUGAUGGCUCUGAGAUAUGGGAUCUGGGUGAUCUGACUUUGCAAUGUGGCCGUCGUGGUGAUGCCCUGAAAAUGUUCCUGAACUGGAAUUACAUCGGCUCGUCGGGGUACGAAGAACGAAUUGAUGCUGCAAGCGAUGUUGCUGUUCAUCUUUGCAACCUCAUUGCGGAUUCUCCGGAUUUAAUUCUUCUCAGUGAGAAUCCGCCACCAUGCUUCCAAAUCUGUUUCUUCUAUGCACCAUUUAAACAGAUGGUCCACAGUUCCGACAAGGUGGCAGACGAAGCAGAACGGGGAAAGCUCAACGGAGAGAUUACUUCCAUGAUCGCCAGCGAUCUGAUCCAGCAAGGAUUUAUGGUUGACUAUGCGCCACCAGCUGCAGCACAGGUUGAAGGAGACGGCAAAUACCUCAGAUGUGUCGUCAAUCUUCACACUAAAAAAGAAACAGUCGAACGUCUUGUCGAGGUAGUUUUGGAACUGGGCGCCAAAGCAGUCAGGAAGCAGCGUGGGCUAGAGUUGAAUUCGAACUUUGUAAAUCCAAACCAGGCUCCAGCGCCUGGCCAACGACCAAAAAACCCUCUUGAAAUGGGCCGUGGGGCCUCAAGGCGCUCCGGCUGCUUCAGAUUUUGUGCUUUGACGGAAUGCUGUGACCGAGUUAUGAUGCUUAUCGGGAUUUAUCCUUUCUAA
Messenger RNA from Nannizzia gypsea CBS 118893, 1710 nucleotides. RefSeq lists its product as hypothetical. NCBI's taxonomy places the organism in Eukaryota, Fungi, Ascomycota, Eurotiomycetes, Onygenales, Arthrodermataceae. The record is from RefSeq and is a predicted model, not a curated record. Gene Ontology annotation, cellular component: cytoplasm. Gene Ontology annotation, molecular function: carboxy-lyase activity; pyridoxal phosphate binding. The coding region runs from base 1 to 1710 and encodes 569 amino acids. The transcript is spliced from 2 exons. Gene Ontology annotation, biological process: carboxylic acid metabolic process.